Messenger RNA from Prorocentrum cordatum, 1702 nucleotides. The record is from the annotation of a GenBank genome assembly. Lineage: Eukaryota; Dinophyceae; Prorocentrales; Prorocentraceae.
AUGCAGAUCUUCUCGCUCUGCAUACUGUUGUCUUCCUAUUUCAUUUACAACUCGAUGGGGGCAAUCGAUGAGCAGGCUCCGGGCCGUCGGUCGAAGAGGCUGCUGCAGGCGGACAGCAGGGUCAGGGAGGAGAAGAACGAUCAGGCCGAGCAGCUCCGCGCCGAGAAGGAGAACUUGCGGCUCCGCCAGGCGCUGAACCACGAGCUGAAGCGCGCGGGGCCUCGGGCGCAGGCCAGCAGUGCUCGGCCGCCUUCUCACGCUGGCGAGCAGGACGCGCCCAGGCUCGAUGGGCACCUCAGCAUAGACCUGGCGGAGGGGGUGCUGCUGAUCCCACUGGCCGGCAGCAUCUUGCGGCUGAAGCUGGCGGGGAUCGAGAGCGUCACGAGAACGCUGGACGAGGGAUGCGCCCAGCUGCGCGUGAGGUUUUUCGAGGCGGGGGGCCAGCAGGAGGCAGUCUCCGAGCAGCGCUUCCGUGGCGGGGCGGCGGGCUGCUUCGACGAGGUGCUGAGCUGUUGGCGCAGCUUCGAGGCGUCCAGGGCGAAGGCGAGCCUACCAGACGACAGCCAGGACUUGGGGCAGCUGGUGGUGCUGGAGUCUCCUCCGCGCCUGCCUGGCAUCGCCUUGCACCCAAAGACCGCAGCGAAGGACGCCUGUGCGCUGGAGGCCCAUACCAACGGCUUCCGCAUCGCCACCCAGUCCAGCAGCGGCGGCUUCGACGUGCUCUACUCCUGGGUCAGGCACGUGUUCUUCGAGCCCCCGCUCCAGCCAGAUGAUGAGCCCAGUGGCGACCGCUUGGCGUUCCUGCACCUCCACCUGAAGGCGCCCCGAGCCCUGGGCGAGCUGAAGAAGCCCACGUCCGACGUCCAGUUCCGCGUCGAGUCCGACGCGGCCACCGCGCUCCGCGCCUUCCUGCGGGGAGCGGCGCGGCUGGCGGCGCCCGGCCUGAACCCCGGCCUCGCCCGGGGGCUCCAGUUCGAAGGGCAGACGCGCAGCCAGGGGGCGAGGACGAGUUACUGCUUCUACGGUGGCGUGCUGACGCUCCUGAACGCGUGGCCUCACGGGACGGUCGUCGUCGACAUGUCGGACGUGGACGUCGUGGUGUUCGAGGUCGAAAGCUGCGCCGCCGCCCUGGCCAGCAUGGUGCUCAUAAUGAAGGACCGGGAGCGUCACCCAGUCCGUGUGGAUGAGAUCGUGGUGGCUGAGAUGGGCUUGCUGCAACGGAAGCUCCUGUCGCUCAAGACGACCUGGCUCAGGGUGUCUGGCAGACAGGACUGGAGGAGGAGGGUGCGGGAAGUCUCGAGGGAUCCGGACAAGUUUGCAGCCGACGGUGGUUGGGAGGCGCUCUUGUGCGCGAUUCUCGUGGCGCCCGACAUCCCUGCAGACGCGGGCAGCGACGCGCAGGAGGAGGCGGAGGAGGAGGGCGACUGGGCGCACAGGGACGACCAGCCGGACGAGGACGAGGUGGAGGAGGAUGGGGACGACGAGAAGGACGAGGCGGACGAGCAGAUGGAGCUGCCCAAGCCCAAGAGGCGCAAGAGCCGCCCCGCGGCGUAACCUCGUGUAGUUUUAGUGUGCUGAGGUACGGGGCCCAGAAAGGGCAGGCCCUAUGCGAUCAAAGCGCGAUAGGGCAGCGUGGGCCGGCACGCAGGGCUGCCACAGCGCUGGCGUGGCAGGCGCCCCGCGGGAGCGCGCCGGACGCCAG